Caenorhabditis auriculariae is the source of this 4216-nucleotide messenger RNA. Lineage: Eukaryota; Metazoa; Nematoda; Chromadorea; Rhabditida; Rhabditidae. The record is from the annotation of a GenBank genome assembly.
AUGUCAGGAAACGCGGCAACCGGCAAAUCCGGCGGGCUCGUUUGCGCAUUUUCAACGGUUGGCCACGCGUUCAAAUUGGCCUCUCCUCCUGGAAAAGGUAUCACGACGGUGUCAUUCCUACUUGACGGCUACCGUAGACCUCAGGGCGUGUUUUUGAGGCGAAGGUCUACGGUAGAAAAAAGGUGACUCUUGACAAGUGUUGUUGCCUGAUGGAAGCCCAAGUGGCCGAUAAUUGACAAAAAAAUGUUUUUGGACAAGGCACACUUGAAAAAAGUCGUGUGAGAAAAAUAUAAUUGACAAAUUUUCUCAAGGUAGCGAGAAGCAGUGGAAUAAGAGUGGAUUUUUAAAAACCUUUAUGGGACGUUGAGCUUUGGAAAAAGCGACCACGGCAUCAUUCGUCACUGAAAAUGACUUUCCGCCAAGAAACCUUUAAAAUAUCGCCUAUGGUUUUACAAAAACUGUUCUGGAACAAGUGUUGCUUUUUUCCAGAAGAAAAGCAAAAAUGUUUUCCUGAAUUUAAAGUCAUGUGCGAUAGAAAUUGUUAUACAAUGAUAUUCUGCAAAACUUUUUUUCACUUAAAAAAAUUCUCUUAAAAAAAUAUCUUCUUUUUUUAUCUUGUUUAUUAAAUCUCUUCGAUUCAACCUAAAAAUAUUUUUUUAAAUUAAAGUGGAACUUUAUCGAAGUGGAGACAAAUAUAACUUUCUUGGUUCUCUUCCUCCACGCCACAGAUCUUUCUGUGAGCGAACAAUAAAUAUUUCGUUUCAUUCAUAAAUGAGAGCAAUAUCUAUCUGGUUUUAAACAAUUGAAUGUCAGAAACAACUUUAAAAAUCAAAAAUUAAUCAGACUAACUCCUAAAAAAUUAAAAAAAACGCCAAGCGAACUCUGGAAUUUUUUUUCUUUUCACCUGCUCCCCCUCUCAGAGAUGCUCUCCCAUAUUUCGCCAAACCUUUUUUUUCUCCAUUUUUUUCCCUUUGGCCAACCUCACUCAACAUCUGCAAGUCGCGCUUCACAAGGAAAAAAACUUUUCUCCCACUUUUUUUUGUUUUCGCCGCGCAGACCUCCUACCGUAAACCUCAGGCGCUGCCCAACUUUUCAUUCCUCGCGCCAAUUCGACAAAUAUCUUGGGGAAGGCCGGCUUUUUCUCGUUUUCAACCGUAUCCUCUCUGUAGUUGUUUACCAAGCGCCUUUCCGUUUUUGGCGCAUAUUAAUGGCGUUGAGAAACGGCUCAGACUGGCUUGCGUCUGGAGGAAUCGCCUCAGCUGGGUUAUAUAUAUAGGAUUUUUUUUUUCUGGAUUUUUUUGUAGGAGUCUCUGGAAAGGGACUUGAGUAAGGCCUAUCAGGCAUUUGAAAAACAAAAUCCGUGGAGUUUUGAAGACAUAUGCUCCGGACUCGCAAUGGAAAUGGCACCAUCUAAAAUUGAGAAGGGAGCAGCACCUAGACCAUUAGAAGCUAGUGAAAAUUUGACAAACCUACAGGAAAAUGGUCAAAAAUUUAUCUAAAAAAUGAAAAAAAAAAGGAAUUUUGGAAACCCUGAAAAGCCGUCAAAGUAUUUGUUUUUUUAAGUUCGGUCUAGCUAGUUUUUCCAAACUUUGCAAAUAAAAAAAUUACAAGAAAAUUUUCAAAUUUUAAAAGUGACUUCGUUUAUUGUUGCCUGAAAUAAUUCAUUCAUUUUCGGGAAAAGAAGACAUUUUAGGAACUUUGGAGUUUUUCAGAAAACCUUGUUGAUGUACUUGAUAAAAGUUCCGGAAGUCCCAGCUUGCGAUACUCACUUUUCGAGACAUUCAAGGACUUUUUUAAAUUGAAGACAAAACAAAAUUUGAACGUCUUUGAAGUCUCGACCUGAAAUGUCGCACCGUUCGAUGUCGUUUCUGACGACGACUCGAGCGAGGACGGCCUCGAAAAGGUGACGCAGGCCAAAGUUGAAGCGAGGAGAGCAUUGUGCCCUUUUUUGGACAAGGGCGCGUGGCCGAACAAUGGAAAAGACGUGAUGCAACGGAGGGACAAAGAUUCGGACGACAGCCACGAGUUGGGCGGCGGUCCGAGCUCAUUCUCGAGAGCCUUUGAUUGAAAACACUCGACGACGACGCAACUCGUCGCCGGAUUACCCACAACUUCGUGACGGCGGCAUCUUCCAUCUCGGAUUAGGCUCAACUUGUAAUGUUUUGUGUUUUGGCGUCUCCGAACCGCCCGUGAGCACGUCUUGCCGCGAAAUAAAAGAGUAAAACUUGGAAGCCUUCUGAGCAAUAUGAGCCCUCGAUGUCAAUUUUUAAAUUCUGAGUAACAACAGUUGAGAUUAUAAGCCGUCUCCAUGAAAUAUGAAUAACAGUCUGAAUCUCACAAAAAAAACAUCUAGAAAAAAAAAAAUAAUAUUUUGAUCCAGCGUCAAGUUCACGUCUUUGAAAUCGGAAAGUUGAAAAACUAACUAUCUAUAUUCAAAGCUUUUUUGGUAGAGAAGCUUGUGAACGACAGCCGAGAGCCUAAAGACUUCGAUCCCGGUGUCAAUUUCCUUUGGAAAUAUCGACCUUGAAACCUCGAAAAGAAAAACUGAGUCCGUAUCAGCGAAACCAUAAUUUGAUGAACUGCGUUUGGGCAACUUCUCUUGAUUAGAAACAAUAGUAUAUUCACCAGCCGUUGGUAUUUGAAUCGAGGCCAGGAAGGAAACGAUAGAAAGGUCAAGUGAGUGUUCCAUGGAGCGAAUUUCGUCUGUUUACACAGGACGCUCGAGACAAAUGCGCGAAACGCGACCUACAGUAGUCUGUCAGUUGGGAUAACCCAGAACUGUCGUCAGUUUGGGUCAGAUUCCGUCGGUUUUUCAACAGUCUAGAGGAAUCGAAACUUCAAAAAGGUACUGUUAAAGAGUGAGCUUGAUACUUUCUGAGACGUUCUCUUGCGGGCAUACAGGAAGAUAGGAAUUACCCCCUUCUUGAUAGUCAUCAUCUCCAGCCGCGAUCAGAUUCACAGUUUCCUCUCAUGACUUGAUAAUAAUCCCCUUAAUCACCUCGAAACGGUAAUCAAGAAAGAGUAUAAGUUGCAAAAAAAGAAGUCGAAGUUGGCGGUGGAUUUGACCUCGACUGAAGGAGUUCUCGACAGGAGAGAACGACACGCACUCGUACGCAUUCAUGACAGAUAUCGUGUUUGUUCACUUCAUUAGGUGUCCAAGGUCGCCGACACGGAUCCGGGAAGUCCUCGAAGGCUCCUCGGCAGCCGUUCAAUGGCUCGAUGACACCAAUACAGGCCAGAACUCAUCAGCAACACAGGGUUCUUCUCUUAGAACUAGUAAGAUCUAUCAGUCAGUCAAACCUAGAGAGCCUCAAAUAGCCGUUAAGACUCCUUUUCACGCCAUGGCUGAACUAGAGAUGGAAGAUAAUCCAGUUCAGAAACUAUGAAUUAGCCAUGAAAACUGUAGCCUUUGCUCUUACAUCGUCUGAAUCGAGAGUCAUCAGAGGUCUUUUAAGAUGUCGGCCUUUCUCGAGCUAAUGGCAAAGAUUUGAGCAAUUCGCUGUUCACAGUUUCUUCAACUCCUUCUUAUGAAAAGUAUGAUUAAAGAUACCUCCACUUCCUCAUUGAGCUUCUUCUCUUGUGCUCAUGGAUUUCGAAGCGAGAUUAUUACUUGGACAAACAUACAGUGCAGCUGCAAAUUGGUCGGAUCAACGGAUACGGUAACAGGUCGCCGGCAAACACGCUGCACACUCGAGGGACCGCGCCAGCUGCGGCCAACUCGGGUUACGCAAGCUGCACGUGUAUCCGACGUCUGAUAACGUCGGGUAAUGACAGACAGCGGCGGAUGAGUACGUCAUCCAAUCCGGCGCCUUCGGUUUCGGCACGUCUUCUCAUGCCUUUCCUAGAGAAUUAAUACUCCAAUUAAGGAAUAAUGACUUUACUUCAUGAUUUGUUUCUUAAAAAAACGUUUAUCUAACAGGAAAGUUUCAUGAGAAUUUAUAAUAUUGAGUAAAUAGGGUGAAUAAAAUUGAGCUUGAAUUUCCAUAUCCUCAGCUUUUCAGGUAACUUCCGAAAAAAAAUAUAAAUGAAUUUGAAAAAAAAAAGACUUUUUGGCAUUUCAAGAUCAAACUUAAUGAUGAAGCUUCUCUAAAAGAAAAAAACUCUAAAACUCAGGGAUUUAGAAAAAUUGGAAUGUUUGCCAAACCAAUCGUACUAAUCUCAGAAAAUAAAAGAUAUUCCAGCGAACAAACUGCACGAACAAGAGGCAUUAAUGUGA